This is a messenger RNA of Drosophila erecta, 1998 nucleotides long. It is a transcript of the gene SelR, whose product is annotated as methionine-R-sulfoxide reductase B1. Lineage: Eukaryota; Metazoa; Arthropoda; Insecta; Diptera; Drosophilidae. Gene Ontology annotation, molecular function: peptide-methionine (R)-S-oxide reductase activity. The record is from RefSeq and is a predicted model, not a curated record. Gene Ontology annotation, cellular component: cytoplasm. Bases 388 to 984 code for a protein of 198 amino acids. The transcript has 4 exons. Gene Ontology annotation, biological process: response to oxidative stress; protein repair.
UUACCAGCGGAUGGAAAGCCCAAGGACGCAACAUUUAAGUGUGGGAAAAUGAAGUGUUUUUUGUUGUUCUCUGCUGGUGACAUUGAAGCACAAUUGUGAGCGCAUUUUCCCUAAUUGAGUUGCGACUUUCUCUGCGCUGCGCUUUCUCCUCGCCGAGGCGUAAAUCGCAAAGUACUCAAAAGCAGAAAAGCGCUCGAAAAUAGAACGAUAAAUACGGAAAAUGUGGGAAAUGAAGACGGAAGUGGCAACGCGAAUUGCAUAAAUAUUAGUUCGCGUGGGCGCAGUGUACAAAACAUUGACUUUUCCACCAUUUUCGCCCCUCGCUGUUGUGCUGAUUGAAUAACCAGGCAGUGGCAAGUGCAGUUGUCAACCGAAAUUAGCCGCAAAAUGUUUGCACUUUCUGCUCGCCACGCACUGCGGCGCACUCGAAAUUUCGCCAUUCAGCGCUUUUUCGCAGAUUCACGCCAAGACAGCGACAAUCCGGCCAAAAGGUAUUCCGGACAAGCGGCCAUGGACAACAAGAGCGAGAAGGUUACGGUGAACAAGGAGGAGCUGCGCAAGCGCCUGACCCCGGUGCAGUAUCAGGUUACCCAGGAGGCGGGCACCGAGCGACCCUUCACAGGUUGCUACAACAAGCACUACGAGAAGGGCGUGUACCAGUGCAUCGUGUGCCACCAGGAUCUGUUCAGCUCGGACACCAAGUACGACUCGGGAUGCGGAUGGCCAGCCUUCAACGACGUCCUUGACAAGGGCAAGGUCACGCUGCACCGCGACGCCAGCAUACCAGUAGUCAUUUCGAAAACGCUAGGCAUGGUGCGCACCGAGGUGCGCUGCUCCCGAUGCUCCGCCCACAUGGGCCACGUCUUCGACGAUGGACCGCCACCUAAGCAUCGCCGCUUCUGCAUCAACUCCGCGUCGAUCGAUUUCGUGAAGAGUGCGACGCCAUCGAAGGCGGAUCCACCGACGGCCUCGUCCAAGAAAUAAUGACCGACCGAUCUGCCUGCUAACCACAAGGAAUACUAUUGCACCCGGAGCAGUAGUUCCAUAUAGACCUGCGGGAACUCCUACUCCUCGUCUAUAGAGAGCUGCGUCUCCAGCAUAGAAAGAUAUUUAGCUAUUUUAUAGGCGUUUACUAUGCAAAACUGUUUAACGAAAAGGAAACACAUAGCUUAUACACAAGAACGAUGUUUGAAUAUGUAUUGCGGAACGAGGAGUGAGAGAUUAGUAUUGUAGAUCAGCCCAGAUUCCAUCUCCUAUAUACUUUUACCUCCUCACCUAUGUCUGUUUCGGUUUCAAAUCUCUAUACUAUGCUAUCGCAUUGACACUUUAAUAAGUUGCGCCAGUUUUUCCUUGGUUAAUGCACUCUUUUCGGUUUACAAUCAGUCACUGAAUACAAGAACUCUACUUCUCAAAAGUAUUCCCAUCGUAUAUAUAGAAAAUAUUGUACGUUAAUAAAAACUAACCCAUUUCGUAGGAGCUUACAUGCUUAGCAAGAAGUUAAGUUUGCGCAAGGUUACAAUGUAUUAGGGAUCAGACGAGGGUUCCUUUACUUCGUUUAUAUGAUUUCCGUUCGGUUAAGAGCAAUUUUCACCCCUAUUUCGGUUUUAAAUCUACCAAGAUCAUAGAGCUUUCUCCACAUACUCAUUUCGAUCAUCAAUCAAGGUCGGUUGGCUUUAUUUUUGGGCCAGGGCCAUUAUGUCUAUGUAUGUCUGUGUGUGUGUGGUGCUUUUAUUUUUAAAUAUUUCCGCAUAAGUAUUUUAUUUUCUGGUGCUGUAUUUGGUUAUAAAUAUGAUUUAGACUUUACGCUUCAGUUUUUUGCCUUUUACUCACGCUCAGUGGUUUUGAUUUAAAUAACAUAACCCGAAUACUUUAACAAACAUUAUAUCCAUAAACUAUUUAGAGUGUUUUAAGCAAACCGAAUAAUGUGUAUUUUCGUAUAUUUUCUAUUUCUCUUUUUUUAACUCGCUUCAAAACAAAAAAAAAACAAAACUAAAUGUA